AUGCCCGGCACACCCGUCGACAUAACGCCGAACCAGAUCCUAACCGACGAUGGCUUCAACCACGGCCCGUUUGGCUUCCGUCCCGACCGUUGGCUUGAGGACGGUGCGCGCCUCGAGAAGUCCUUCGUCGCUUUUAGUGGAGGGACCCGCCUCUCCCGGAAAUGGGGUUGCGCUGCUGCGAGGGACGGGGCCGAGGGCGACGUCAGGACAGAAGAUGUGGGGACCAUAAAGAUCUACGAGACCUCGGUGUGCGACUGUGAAAUGGCGGCCGACUGUUUUAUUCCGAUUCCGUACAAGGGUCUAAGGUAA
This is a messenger RNA of Pseudomassariella vexata, 309 nucleotides long. RefSeq lists its product as uncharacterized. NCBI's taxonomy places the organism in Eukaryota, Fungi, Ascomycota, Sordariomycetes, Amphisphaeriales, Pseudomassariaceae. Bases 1 to 309 code for a protein of 102 amino acids. The transcript has 2 exons. Gene Ontology annotation, molecular function: oxidoreductase activity, acting on paired donors, with incorporation or reduction of molecular oxygen; heme binding; iron ion binding. The record is from RefSeq and is a predicted model, not a curated record.